CGACGAUUUUUCGACGCGGUUGCGUUCGUUCUCGUUGCUCCGCGCAACGUACGAAGCAUCGUCCGGUGGUGGGCAACCUGACUCGAUUUUGACGGAACGGUGCGAUUCAACGCGAGUAGUGCGUCUACUCUCGCACCGACGCGACCGCUGAGAACCCGACUUGUUACUCAACAUCACGCAAUUCAUCGGUGAUAUCGUUGAAAGUGAAGCGAACACUCAAACCGGGACGAGUCAUAGCGCGAGAACGGCGAUCGGCACGCGGGACUUACCUUCCAGGAAAUUCUCUUUCUCGCGGAGAAGUUUCUUCCGUUCUCUUCGCGUUUCUCUUGCGAAACUACUCGAUCGCGAGGGGCCUAAGCGUCGUUUGACGACGAGACGCUCGCGAAUUUUCUGUGAUUGAUUGAACGUGCGAUCCCCGACGACGCUGCGCGUAAAUAAUGCCGGCGAGAGUCGCUCGUGUUCGAUACGUGUGAUUUGUACGCGAAUUGCGAUUGUCUGGCGGGAAUAUCGGAACUCUUUGAUAAGAAGUGUGCAAGUCGAUAGUUUUCAGUUGGCGAUUAUUCCCUGACUUUAGAAAGCGAACGCAAAACAAAACAAAAAAACACACAGACAAGACGCCGGACUAAAAACUCGCUCUUUCUACUACUCUCUGUGUGGGAAAAAUCUCGGGUGGACAGAUAUCUUUCUCCUAACCGCUCUCGUGUUGUGUGCCAUCUCUGCCGUCGUUGCACCUGACAAAUCAUCCUUCUGGAAAAAAAAAACUCAGCUCUCUUCGGCUUUCACGACGCGCGGACCGGGACGGUGAUGCUUUUGCGUCUCGAACGAAUCGGGACGUAGACGUGUGCGAAAAAUCAGAAAGCUACACCGAUGCCGAAGACGGCAACUAAGUGGAAAUUCUGGAGAAAGUCCCAGAGGGCCGUUCUCGAAGAGAACGAUCAGAAGAAGGAGGGCAGACGCAAACGUUCGGCAUCCCCGGUGGUGGUGACACAGGUGAUCCGCCAGGAUUACGAACUGAAACAGGAACAGGAAGUCAGGAAGAAGAUCACGAUGGAUCAGUCCUUGGGCAGCCGCUUGUCGCCGAAAGUGACACCGAUCACCGACGAUUACGAGAUCAGCAACACCGUGCUGGGGCUUGGGAUUAACGGCAAAGUCGUGCAGUGCUACGACAAAAUUACGAGAGAAAAAUACGCACUUAAGGUCUUGCAUGACUGUGCAAAAGCGCGAAGAGAAGUUGAACUUCACUGGAGGGCAUCAGAUUGCAGACACAUAGUCCAAGUCAAAGAUGUAUACGAAAACACUUACAGUGGGAAUAAAUGUCUGCUAGUGGUUAUGGAAUGCAUGGAAGGUGGAGAAUUAUUUCAAAGGAUACAAGACAGACAAGAUGGUGCCUUUACCGAAAGAGAAGCUGCACAAGUGAUGUACGAGAUAUGUGUCGCGGUGAAACAUCUGCACGACAUGAAUAUCACUCACAGGGAUCUAAAACCGGAAAAUCUUCUAUAUUCUAAGCCUGAUGCUACCGGGAUCCUGAAACUCACCGACUUCGGGUUUGCUAAAGAGACAUAUUUAAAAGACACAUUACAGACGCCAUGUUACACGCCUUAUUAUGUCGCCCCAGAAGUGUUAGGACCAGAAAAGUACGACAAGAGUUGUGAUAUUUGGUCACUUGGAGUAAUCAUGUACAUAUUGCUGUGCGGUUUCCCACCGUUUUACAGCAACCACGGCCUAGCGAUCUCUCCCGGAAUGAAAAAGAGAAUUCGAUUAGGACAAUACGACUUUCCCUAUCCAGAAUGGGCGAAUGUGAGUCAAGAAGCUAAGAGCCUUAUUAAGGGCAUGUUGUGUAUAAAUCCAGCAGAAAGAUUGCAAAUUGACGACGUAAUGCGCAACAACUGGAUCUCUAAGUACAUGGAAGUGCCCGCAACUCCCUUGCACACCGGACGCGUUUUACGAGAGGGAGAGGAGAUGUGGCCCGAAGUGCAGGAAGAAAUGACGCGAUCCCUUGCGACAAUGCGCGUUGAUUACGACACGGCGUGUCUGAAGCAACUCGAUCACACAAAUAAUCCCCUGUUGAACAAAAGAAGACGCGCGAAGCAAUCCGCAAACAACAGCGCGACAGUACCGCCAACCGCGAGUCCCACGCCCGCGUCCUAGGAAGAGGACAGAGACAAACGAAACUGGACCGUCUUUCUGCGUAGGUGCAUCAGAUACAGCGUGAUCACGACUCGGAUCGUUUUCUGACUGUUGCAUUUUACAAAGCGAAAGAAAUUCCGGAGCAGAGUGGUAUCAAAGGGCACUUAGGUGCACUUGGAUUCUUACGCUUGGUAGCGUAUGAUCGAAUUAAAAGCAAAGAGUCGAAAAUUUGAUGAAGCAGUAAGACACAAAAGACAAAAACAAUAUUGCUCUAACGCAAUAAAAGACGUCUAUCUAUCGAGUAAUAUCGUUCUCGAUUUUAAACAAAAUAAAAAUGAGAUUACUUGAAAGAAUUGUUUCGCGAGAAGCAAGAAGGUUCACAACUUGAUUCGGUGAACACCAAAACUAUAUCCCAAUUAUAUGCAUGGUUCCGAUAGGAUAAACACUAUUACCGAUCAAUGUUACGUGUUUGUCAUUAGCUCAAUUUCCAUCAGUCCUGAUUAUUAUAUUAAUCAGAGAGACUUCAUUAUACGAAUUAAAAAUUACUUUAUGUACGUAGCUUUUUAAAGCACUAACAAGAGGCCGAUUAAUAACGUGUGUAUAUUCUAAAAUAAUGACUACAAAAAGAAAAGAUUAUUUUGAUUAGAGAGAUUACACAAAUACAAGAAUAUAAUACUGCGAAGACUAUAUUUAUCUAAUAUAUGUAUUUUAAAACUAAAUUGUAGCGAUAUUAGUUGCUUAUAUAUUUACCGUUCAGCGAAUUUACAUGCGCUAUAUAAAUUCGAUUUAUAUUUAUACGCCCGUCCAGUCCAUUUUA
Pseudomyrmex gracilis is the source of this 2944-nucleotide messenger RNA. It is a transcript of the gene MAPk-Ak2, whose product is annotated as MAP kinase-activated protein kinase 2. Gene Ontology annotation, cellular component: cytoplasm; nucleus. Gene Ontology annotation, molecular function: mitogen-activated protein kinase binding; calcium-dependent protein serine/threonine kinase activity; ATP binding. The transcript is spliced from 10 exons. Gene Ontology annotation, biological process: peptidyl-serine phosphorylation; intracellular signal transduction; protein autophosphorylation. The record is from RefSeq and is a predicted model, not a curated record. Bases 868 to 2148 code for a protein of 426 amino acids. NCBI's taxonomy places the organism in Eukaryota, Metazoa, Arthropoda, Insecta, Hymenoptera, Formicidae.